GAGCCGGAGAGAGGAAGGGAACUCUAGAAACUUUGUUAUACAGUGUUGAGUGUCAGUGUACGGUGUCAAUCUGACUUGUGUUCGGUUUGAGUGUACGAUGUCGUCCGUCGGCGGUGCAGGGAGGCGGACAGUCGGUAUCGUAUCGUUCGAAUCGCGAGCAACUCCUUCGGAUUUAUCCUCGUUCUAGUGUCCCCGAGCCGGUCGGAACGAUGGGGCAAACGUGCGGGUUUUUAUUUUCAAGCUGUACGACGUCGAGUUUACGCCCAACGUCUGCACAGGAGAGAUUGGUGACAUGAGAAUGUUGAAAAAUUCCUAGUGGGACUUAUACUCCGGUGAAGAAGGAAUAUGCAGGCGAAGAAGCGUUAUUUGUUGGUAUUGUUAUCAUGUGCGUUCCUCGCCUACUGCUAUUUCGGAGGAUAUAGGCUGAAAAGUGAACGUUACAUACCAUUCGACGUGGACACGCUUCCUUCGUUUGUCGACGUCUGGAGCGACCACUUGUUCGAGAAGGAUUUGGAGCCUAUGCCCCAUGUCAGGCGUGUCGGUGGCAGUCGUACUCUCCGGAAGGGCAUCGUCAACCAAAAGUGUCGCAUGGAAACCUGUUUCGAUUUCAGCAGGUGUGCCAAAGAUUUUAAAGUUUACGUAUACCCUGUCGGCGAUGAGUCUUCCGAAGUCCCGUUGAUACCCAGCCCCGUGUAUCAGAGGGUUCUUGAUGUUAUCAUCGAGUCGAGGUAUUACACGCCUGACCCGGCUGCUGCUUGCCUGUUCGUCCUUGCCAUCGACACCCUGGACAGGGAUAAUCUGUCUUCCGACUAUGUCAGGAAUGUUCCUUCGAGACUGCAAAGACUGAAGUACUGGAACGGUGGUAAAAACCAUCUGAUAUUCAAUUUGUAUUCGGGCACCUGGCCUGAUUAUGCUGAGGAGGAGUUGGGAUUUGACACUGGUGAAGCGAUUCUAGCUAAAGCGAGCAUGUCGGUCACAAGCAUCCGCCCUGGGUUUGACAUAUCCAUACCACUCUUUCAUAAAAAUCACCCGGAGAAGGGCGGAGAGCAGGGAUUCGUUGCGACAAACAAUUUUCCGAUUAACAAGAAGUUCCUCCUGGCUUUUAAAGGAAAACGUUACGUCCACGGGAUCGGCUCGGAAACCAGAAAUUCCCUUUACCACCUGCACAACGAGAGAGACAUCGUAUUGGUGACGACGUGCAAACACGGUAAAUCUUGGAAAGAGAUGAAAGACGAACGAUGCGACGAGGACAACACAGAAUAUGACAGAUACGACUAUGAAGUCCUCCUUCAUAAUUCAACGCUGUGUUUGGUUCCGAGAGGUAGACGCCUUGGCUCUUUCAGGUUUUUGGAAGCUCUCCAGGCAGGUUGUAUUCCUGUUUUGCUGUCAAACGGAUGGGCCUUGCCGUUCUCUCAGGUGAUAGACUGGAAGAAAGCAGUCAUCUGGGCAGACGAAAGGCUUCUUCUUCAGGUGCCGGAAAUCGUAAGGUCAAUUUCAGCGACAAAACUGUUCGCUCUGCGACAGCAAACUCAAAUACUUUGGGACAAAUAUUUCUCAUCCAUUGAAAAAAUUGUGUUCACCACUCUCGAGAUAUUGAGAGAGCGUUUGCCAGGCCAGGCCCAGAGAGAUGGAAGAAUUUGGAAUUCAGCUCCAGGAGCAUUGGUGUCUCUUCCUCAGUACAACGGUCCUUAUCCUUGGGACCAGGCCAUGUCCCAGGAACAGCAGUUUACAGCAGUUGUCUAUGCUCAAUUAGGAGCACCGCUGACGGUGGUAUCUCCUUUGUAUAAAAUUGUUAAAGCUAUAUCAAAAAGCAACUAUACUGCCAUGGUGGUUGUGAUUUGGGCAAAUGAAAAAAGCACGCCCGCCCGUGUUAGAUGGCCGGUUAUGUCAAUGCCACUUCAUAUAAUUCAUCAACCGGGCAUAUCUCAGAGGUUUUCACCUCAUCCGCUCAUUCGCACCAGUGCCAUACUUUCAUUGGAUGAAGACGCACUUCUUACAACCGAUGAAAUAGACUUUGCUUUCCAAGUAUGGAAACAUUUUCCUGAGCGUAUAGUCGGUUAUCCUGCUAGGUCACACUAUUGGGAUGAUGCUAAGGGUUCAUGGGGCUAUACAUCAAAAUGGACAAACGACUAUUCCAUCGUGCUCACCGGAGCAGCUUUUUACCACAGAUACUUCAACCAUCUUUACACAGAUUGGUUAAGCCCUCUUCUCCUUAAGACAGUGGAGCAAUCGCACAACUGUGAAGACAUCCUAAUGAAUUUUCUUGUCAGCCAUGUUACCAGACGGCCUCCUAUCAAAGUCACACAAAGGAAGCAAUAUAAGGAUUCCCCUCCGACAACCGGGACUUCCAGAUCACCAUGGAACGACCCGGAUCAUUUUAUUCAAAGGCAGACAUGUUUGAACACGUUUGCAGCUGUUUUUGGAUAUAUGCCGCUCUUAAGAAGCAAUACUAGAAUGGAUCCUGUCUUGUUCAAGGAUCCUGUAUCUAACCUCAGAAAAAAGUACAGACAAAUUGAACGGGUUGGCAGCUAGUAUACACCUUACAUCAACAGCGUGUAUAUUUAUAAUUGAAAUACAAAUAUUUCUUUUUACUAUAAUUUGUUGCAUUUAAACUAUGGUGUCAAGUAGAGAGAAAAAGCUAAUUUAAUCUAAUAAGGACAUUGUUGUAUUCAUUAAAUAUUGUUAUGAUAAUGAUAUUUUUAUAAGUUACUUUUUUAUAAUUGAAACUGUGUAUUGUAAAUAGUUUUACUCAUUUGACUACUUGAUGACAUCCAGAAUUUCACUUUUUUUCUAAUCAUUGAAGAGUAUUCUUCGGUAUAUUUUCGUUUCUCAGACUCCGACAUUCCAAACAAGAACAUUUUACUACUAUUUUAUUAAAUUCGUGAUCUAUAAUCAUGAUGAACUGGGGUUAUUCCAGUUUCCAUGUGAUAUAUAAUAUACAACAGCUCAUGUUUUUAAUAUCAUUUAUUUUUUACUUGAUACUAAUAAUAAUAAAAGAUCCACAGCCGUCCAAGUGGGUGUUAGUACGUUCCAAAUAUGUUUCAGUUUCUUCCAAACUGCCUCUCAAAUAUAAAUUGUCUGUGCCUAACGAUUCUCAUUGUGAAAAACCAAUUAUAUCAAUUUUCAAUAUUUAUUGGCCUCUAGCUCUGACAAUCAUUUUAAUAAUUUAAAAAAUUUGGGUACUACCUACACUAUUUUUUUCUAUCUUAGCUGGAGGUUAAUAUCUAUUAUUGAUUCAACACACAAUUUUGUGAACACAAUGUCUGCAACAAUUUCUAAAUUAUUUGUUUUAAUUAUUGACUUGAAUGAAACAUAUGAGGAGGUAUCGAUAAAUUCCAACAUGUUAUUUUGCGACAAUCCAUUUUAUAAUUAAUGCAUUUUUGAGUCCCCAAUGAGAUUUACAAUUAGUUUUUUUUAUAAUGUUUACUCCAUGACACACCCACUAAUGGAAUGUUAAUUUCCCAGGGACUAAUUAGUUUCAAAAUAUAUUGGUUAACUUUUUUUUUAAAUAUAAUUAUUUUAAAAACUAACAUUAUUGUCCUAUUAGGUUAGCGAUAUGAUUUUUUAAAUAUAAGUGUACCUAAACAAAUUAUAAUUUGAUCUUUAGUUAAUAUACAUAAUAUAUUGUAAAAUAAUUAAUUGUAAAUAAUUGAGUUUCCUGGUGUAUUUAUUUAUUAAAAUGUCCAUAUGAUCAUUGCAUUUGUACAAAUGAAUGAGUACUUAACAAAGGAAAAUUCAAAAGUGUAAACAUAAUUCCAAAAAAAAAAAAAAAAAA
Cimex lectularius (bed bug) is the source of this 3775-nucleotide messenger RNA. RefSeq names its product exostosin-1 (gene ttv). The record is from RefSeq and is a predicted model, not a curated record. The transcript is spliced from 8 exons. The coding region runs from base 346 to 2532 and encodes 728 amino acids. Gene Ontology annotation, cellular component: membrane. Lineage: Eukaryota; Metazoa; Arthropoda; Insecta; Hemiptera; Cimicidae. Gene Ontology annotation, molecular function: glycosyltransferase activity.